AUGUUUCGAAUAGUGUCGUCCGGUGACUCGCUGCUGCGUGCUUUUGCAACACUAAGUUUAGGUCGCCAAACAGCUUCGAUAUGUAGUGUACCGAGAAAUCAUUUGGUCUGCAAUCACACACCGGCAAGUGAGGAACAUAGUGGCCGUGCAUUAUUGCGACCGGUCGUUCCGAUAUUAUGUAAUGUUAGGCAAACAAGUUUCUUUAACAAACUUCCUGCGGAACAAAUAUGGAAGGGUGUCACCUCUGUCAGUAACGCCGGUAAGAAGCGCGGUCGUGGCAAAGGAUCAGGACGGAUCAAUGCGAAGGAUCUGAACAGAGGGCAGAUGAUUGGCUACGGUAAGGCUAACAUCGUAUGGCCCGGAUUGUCGGCCCCGGUCAUACGAGGCCGCGAACUGGUACAGCAACAACAGCUCCCGGAAGACAAAGAGCGUGAGGCAAAGCUGAGACGAAUUCGCGAUGAGAUGGUUAACUUUAAGCGACUCAAGCUGAGUCCACUCGAGCGAGGCUGGUCUGGUUCAAAAAUGCCUGGCCGUAGUAUCGGCCCGCCGGAUGCGAUCGGUGAGGAUCAGUUCGUAGGAUUCGACACAAAGUGCUUGGAGUUGAAGGCGGUGGUUAACAUGAAGGGUAAUCAUGGCCGUAAGCGACGCGUUUCUGCGAUGGCAGUAACGGGCAAUGGCAACGGUUUGGCCGGAUUUGGGUUCGGGAAAGCAAUCGAAGGACGAGCCGCGUUGCGCCAGGCAAAGAACCGUGCCGGUCAAAAGCUGAUGCAUAUCGAUCUCUGCAAUGGACACACAGUAUUCCACGAUUUCCACUGCCAGUUCGGUGCCACGAAACUGUUUGUCGAGCGGAAACCCGAAGGCUUCGGACUUAAGUGUCACCGGGCAAUCCGAACCGUGUGCGAGGUGCUAGGCAUUAAAGAUUUGCGCGCCAAAUGUGAAGGAUCCACCAACGUCCAGCACGUGGUGAAAGCAUUCUUCAUUGGAUUGCUAAAGCAAAAGGAUCACCAGAAGAUUGCGGAAGAAAAAGGGCUCCAUGUAGUGGAAUUCCGACCGGAAAAUAAGAACUUCCCGAAAGUAGUGGCAAGCCCAACCGUUUGUCGCACAGAACAAGAGCUGGAAAAUAAUGAAAUUCUAGACUUUACACAGUACUGUAUGGAUGGUAAGAUUCAGCUGCAGAAGAAAAAGCUUCCUCCUUUCUAUACUAAGUUCCGUUCGUGGGAAAUUUACCUGAAGAAGCAGGAGUAUCUACGCAAUCAGGACAAGGUGCGGCUACGGAUGAAGGCCGAGACGGGCGAGGUGCGCAGCUAUCUUACGGAAAAGUAUCCCGAAUGUAGGAUGGGACCUGGUCCUAAGGAUAAGUAAAGAACGGAG
Molecule: messenger RNA, 1371 nt
Organism: Anopheles marshallii
Lineage: Eukaryota; Metazoa; Arthropoda; Insecta; Diptera; Culicidae
Gene: mRpS5
Product: 28S ribosomal protein S5, mitochondrial
Exons: 2
Coding region: 1-1362 (453 amino acids)
Biological process (GO): translation
Cellular component (GO): ribosome
Molecular function (GO): RNA binding; structural constituent of ribosome
Source: RefSeq, a predicted model, not a curated record